UAACAAUUCUUAUAUCUCCUCCGAACCUUGAUAAUUGAUUUAUAUGUACCUAUGUUAUUCUCUUGCAGUACACUUCGUUCACACUAAUCAUGUCACCCGAUGAAUAUUCACAAAUAAAACACCUUUCUCAUAUAGAGAAAAAAAAACAGGGGUGUUUCGAAAUUUCCAUGAUUUUUUGUGUUUUAUCACUAUUUUGCUCCCAAAUAUAUUCAUUUUAUUAUCUUCAUGAAAUUGACAAUAAGUUAAAUAACGAUAACAUUUUGAAAAACAGUGCACAACCUUCGGUCCAAUCGUCGUAUGCAUGCUGCAGAAAGGGGGAACCAGGAUAUCCUGGAUAUCCGGGUAUGAAAGGUGAAGUGGGAUUGCCUGGAUUUCCGGGUACGAAAGGUGAAGUGGGAUUGCCUGGAUUUCCGGGUAUGAAAGGUGAAGAGGGAUUGCCUGGAUAUCCGGGUAUGAAAGGUGAAGAGGGAUUGCUCGGACCUCCGGGUAUAAGAGGAAAUGAAGGAUAUCCCGGGAUGCCUGGUAUGAAAGGUGAACAGGGAUUGCAAGGAUAUCCAGGAGAUAAAGGUGAUGUGGGUCCAGAGGGAUAUCCCGGGAUGCCUGGUAUGAAAGGUGAACAGGGAUUGCAAGGAUAUCCAGGAGAUAAAGGUGAUGUGGGUCCAGAGGGCGUUCCUGGUAUUAUUGGACAAAAGGGCGAACCAGGUCCAAUGGGCCCUAUGGGAUUCAAAGGGGACAAAGGCGCAGAAUCAUAUUAUGAUUCAAUGUUCCCCCCUGGACCACCAGGACCGAUAGGAUAUCCGGGACCUCCGGGAUUACCAGGAUAUACUAUGAAUUCCAUACGAACUCAUUUCUCCAGGAAUGUCUAAUUGAUUCCGUAUGGAUUCAAUUCUCUUCUCGAUUUUUUUGUUUCAGUGGAAGAACAGGAAGACUACACCACAGAAGACUACACCACAGAAGACUACAUCACACAAUUUUAUUGAACGUAGGUUUCGGAUAUAGGCAAACAAGCUGAUUCACAAACGAUUUAUUUCGCUACAGUUUCGGAUCCUAUUUGAUCCUUCUUCAGGCUGCAAUAAAAAUUUAACAUAUAAGGAAAACAGAUUGUGAAGUACAAGAGCAGACUCACCGAGACAAAUCAAAGAUAUAAUCUCUCUCUCAUCAAUCAUGAAUAAUUAAAAUUCAGAUAUUGCUGUCUUAGACAAAUAGUCAAAAUAGAAAAAAGUUAUUAAGUGAAAUGUGUCAUAAAUAAGCCUAUGUAUCGAUCGUCAGAUAAAAUAAAUAAAUUAAAUGGAUUAUUAUAAACAUAAUGUCAAGGAGAUAAAAAUAUAUAAUAAAUUAAG
Molecule: messenger RNA, 1340 nt
Organism: Harmonia axyridis
Lineage: Eukaryota; Metazoa; Arthropoda; Insecta; Coleoptera; Coccinellidae
Product: collagen alpha-1(VIII) chain-like
Exons: 8
Coding region: 90-866 (258 amino acids)
Cellular component (GO): basement membrane
Source: RefSeq, a predicted model, not a curated record